AUUCAAAUAUUGUUAUAUUUUGUUCAAUCUCUUUUUUUUUUUCUUUAAUAAGGAGGAGGCUAAAACAGGCUAAAAAACAUUGCAUAGCACAAAACUUUGUAGAGGACAGGACACACCCCUAAAAUCCUCAGUCAUGACACACAGGAGGAUGGCCACCAAAAGAUGGUGGCCAAACCAAAAAUUAAACCGAAAUUAGCAAGGAUAUCAGCAUCCACGGUGGACAUGAAGGACUGCCACCUCCUAGUUAAACUGUAGCAUUCGAUAAAUAUCCUUCAAGAAAGACCCAAGCUUCCUACUAGUUAAGCAAUCCACCGCUCUUGUUGUCCACCUACCAAGAUAACUUUCCUCAAACCCUUGGACCAUGCCAGUUUUAAGCCAUAAGAGACCCAUCAAAGCUCAGUCAUCGUCACGCUACAAGCUCCGAGGUUAGCUGUAAAACCACCGUUCCAGCUACCACUCGAAUCACGAAUGAGCCAACCCGCACUCGCCCUACCCUACGUCACACGCGUACCGCAGCAUCUGUAUUAACUUUGUGCCAUAUCCUUCAUUAGGCUUGCAUCACUGGAUCAACCUCUCCACCCCAGCCGCAGGCCCCACAUUCCUCUCAAACAUAUCACGACCAGCUUCAGCAAAGGAUUUUGCUCUAGCCACCAUCAUAUGAAUCGGGUUUGAUUAAUUGAAUCAUCUUGCAUGAGAAUUCAUGUUGAGCUAACAGUCCAAAGCAUGCUUAUUUAAAUAAAAUACAAUAAAUUAUUCAAAACUAACAGGAAUUUUGUUUCACAUUUAAUUAACAGUCGAGCAACAAAAACAUAAAGAAAAAAACAAGCGCAGGAAAGACGUUCAAUACAUAGUCGUAUUUGAAAACAAAAAAGAAAUAAAAAUUCAAAACUAUAAGACAUGUUCUGAACUUCCCUGCCCGUAUUAUGACUGGUAAAUGACCAACUUAACAUUAAGAUCAGUUUCAAAGCAAUCAAUUAUCAAUCUAAUUCAUUCUCAUACAACUUUAAUAGAGCUCAAGCAAAUCCACACACAUCUUCUCAUCGGUGCUCAUCUUAAUGAUCCUAAUUUUCUUGGUCAAUUUGUAGCAUCAAUUGUCCUCAAAAACCCCAAGAAUGUUGAUUAUUCAAAUCAGAUUCUCGACCAAUGUAAUGACCCUACUGUUUUCGCUCUAAAUUCCAUGAUUAGAGCCCACUCCAAAGGCUCUAAGCCACAAAAGAGCUUUCAUUUUUUUAACAGAAUUAUACACUCUCAUAACGGUAUUUCUCCUGAUAAUUACACAUUUAAUUUCUUGAUUCGUGCUUGUGCACAGCUUUUGGCGAAGGAAAUUGGCCUAGCUGUUCAUGGCUGUGUUAUAAAAUAUGGGUUUGGAUUGGACCCGCAUGUUCAAAGUGGAUUAAUUUUCAUGUAUGCUGAAUUGGGUUGUCUAGGUUUUUGUCGUCAGGUGUUUGAUUUAAUUCCGCAACCAGAUUUGGUAUGUCAAACAGCUAUGGUGAGUGCGUGCUCAAAAUGCGGCGAUGUUGGUUUUGCAAGAGAACUAUUUGAUUCAAUGCCUCAUAGGGACCAUAUUGCGUGGAGUGCAAUGAUUGCUGGCUAUGCACAAUGUGGGCAAUCAAGGGAGGCAUUGGCUUUGUUUCAUUUAAUGCAAUUAGAGGAUGUUAAGGUUAGUGAAGUCUCAAUGGUCUCAGUUCUAUCUGCCUCUAGUCAGUUAGGUGCUUUGGAUAAUGGGAGAUGGGCUCAUGCAUAUAUAGAGAGAAAUAAGAUUCCAGUGACAGUGACAUUAGGGACUGCACUUGUUGACAUGUAUGCUAAAUGUGGGGAUAUGAAUAAAGCAAUGGAGGUGUUUUGGGCAAUGAAGGAAAAGAAUGUUUAUACAUGGAGUAGUGCCAUGAAUGGCCUAGCAAUGAAUGGGGCUGGUCAUAAGUGCCUUGAAUUAUUUUCCCUGAUGAAAAAAGAUGGGGUUUUGCCCAAUGAGGUCACUUUUCUUUCGAUUUUAAGGGCUUGUUGUGUGAUUGGAUCAGUUGAGGAUGGACGCAAGUAUUUUAAUGCCAUGAGGAAGGAAUAUGGGAUUGAGCCUCUAAUUGAUCAUUAUGGAUGCAUGGUGGAUUUGUAUGGUCGAUGUGGCUGCCUGGACGAAGCCUUGAACAUCAUCAAUAGUAUGCCAAUGAAGCCUCACACUGGUGCUUGGGGUGCUUUGCUCAAUGCUUGUAAAUUGUACAAAAACAUGGAAUUGGGUGAACUUGCCUCAAGAAAAUUAAUUGAAUUGGAAGGAAACAAUCACGGUGCCUAUGUGCUAUUAUCAAAUAUUUAUGCUGAUUCAAAAAAAUGGGAAAUGGUUGAUAAUGUGCGGCAAGCUAUGAAGGUUAAUGGUGUGAGGAAACAGCCUGGUUGCAGUGUUAUAGAGAUUGACGGUGAAGCUCAUCAGUUCUUUUCUGGGGAUAAUUCCCACCCUAGGUAUGAUGAUAUUGAGGCCAUGCUGGAACACAUAUCCAGGAGAUUGAAAUUAUCAGGUUAUGUGACUAACUCUAAGCUUUCGCUGUUUGAUGUUGAACAAGAAGAGAAAAAAUAUAUAUAAUAUUAAAGAUAUUGUUAUGGCAAUUGUUUGUUUAACAUGAAAGUUAGAUGUACACAUUAGGAUUGUGAAGAACCUCACAGUUUUGAUUUUCACAGCGUUAACCGAUCAAAAUUUGGUUACCUCUUCUAGUGGACACUCCUUAAGAUUGAAACAUCCUAAGGUUCUUAACUAUCCUAUCUGGCCCGACUUCCUUCACACUGAUGGAACUAAAGGCAAUCUCAAUCCUUCGUGCUAUUUUUCACUUCCUAGUUUCUGCGAGUAAUAUUUAGCAGGGCCAUACAGGCACUGUGAUGCUUGCACUCUAAAUCAGAUAUCUUUUGUCUGGUAAGUUCACCUAAGUUUGUAGUUAUACAAUCUGUAAGCAUGCGCGAAGCAAAGAGCCCCGAGUACAAACUGUCGAAGGUUAAUAUUUUUUUACAUUCUUUUCAUGUUAUGGGGCAUAUUUUGGUUAUUGUUGCACUUCAUCUCAUGAGCUUAGUGCUUAUAAGGUAUUGUAUGGGUAAAAUCACCAAAGGUUUUUAAAGGGGUGGGUGAGGAGAUGAGCAGCUAGGUAGGACCAGGUUAUUUAUUUUAUAGUCCACAUGCACUGUCAAUAAGCAUUUUAAACGUUGAUUUCAUUAAGAUAGUGGCAAUAGAAAGAACCUUUUCCGAAGUCUGUUCAUGCACAAUACAAUUCAGAUUUGAGUCGCGCUAUUUUCAGCACCUUUUAUAUUAAGCUCCACUACUUUUUAA
This is a messenger RNA of Ricinus communis (castor bean), 3304 nucleotides long. Its product is annotated as putative pentatricopeptide repeat-containing protein At5g40405. Gene Ontology annotation, molecular function: RNA binding; protein binding. Gene Ontology annotation, biological process: RNA modification. Lineage: Eukaryota; Viridiplantae; Streptophyta; Magnoliopsida; Malpighiales; Euphorbiaceae. The record is from RefSeq and is a predicted model, not a curated record.